Exaiptasia diaphana is the source of this 1288-nucleotide messenger RNA. RefSeq lists its product as uncharacterized. The record is from RefSeq and is a predicted model, not a curated record. The coding region runs from base 344 to 1288 and encodes 314 amino acids. The transcript has 2 exons. NCBI's taxonomy places the organism in Eukaryota, Metazoa, Cnidaria, Anthozoa, Actiniaria, Aiptasiidae.
AGAUAGAUUGCUACAUAAAUCUAGUGAUAUUGUUAAUCAAACAAAGAAUAGUAAAACCGACAAAUCGUCAGCUAUAAGUCGUCACUCUCGUAAAUCAGCAGCGUCCACGUCUAGCUCGGCAAAACUUCGCGCGAAAGCAUUGGCCGACGCAGCAGCCGCACGUACACACGCGGAAUUCGAACGCUUGAUCGCCAAGGAAGAAUACGAGCAAAAGCAACGCGAAGCAGAGCAGGAACGGCGCAAAUCUAGUGAUCGAGCGUUACACAAAAGGAACAUUGCUACGCUAACCGCAGACAGGAAAUUGGCAGUAGCAACCGCAAAACUUGACGCGAUAAACCAAAUCAUGAGAGAGGAGACUGGAGUUAUAGAUGAGGAAGAUUUUAACGAUAUAGAAGAUGAAUUAGAUCAGGAGAGAGAAAAAAGAACAGAGGAAUGGGUGAGAAAAAGUCAACAAGGAAGCAUAGGCGAACACCGUGAGAGAAGCGUAGUGGGGGAGGGGUCCCCUAGUAAUCAACAUAACACGCAACCAACAUUGAAAACCGCAAGCCAUCGCGCACAUGCCGACAAGUCUAUUUUUGAUCAGUUCUCACCGCACGCCUUGCAUACUCUACGCCCCUUUGAGUCUACGCCCAUCCGAGAUGCCACGGGAACAAUAUUAGAGGCGUUGACAACAACCAACCAGAAAAUUGUCUCGGGGAUCGCAAAACAAAAUCUUCCUAAAUGUCACCCAGACACCUUCAACGGUGAUGCCACGCUUUUUCAUCCGUGGAAAAAGGCCUUUAAGGCAAUGUUAAGCGACAUAGACGUGACUCCCGAUCAGGCGAUUAACUAUCUUCGAAAAUUCACGUCCGGAGAAGCGCAACGUGUAGUAGAUAAUUACCGCAAACGUCAGAGCUCAAAUCCAACUAGACUUCUUGGCGACUUGUGGUCUGAACUAGAACGCCGAUUUGGUAGUCCUGCCGUCAUAACAAACGUGUUGCUCGAGCGAUUGCAUUACGCAGCGAAUUUCGACGAGAAUGACAAAAGGAAAUUACAGGAAUUUUCAGACAUUUGCGCUGACGUAGACAGUCAAAUUGAAAGUCUGCCGGGACUAGCUUGUCUUAAUUUCCCAAUAGCAAUCUCGCCUAUCGUACAAAGAAUGCCACGUUCACUCAGAGCUAAGUGGGAUAAAGAGGUCGCUCAGUUUGCGGAAGAAAAUAACGACGCCUAUCCCAAGUUCCACAAUUUAGCAAAAAUUGUCGAAAAACAAUCCAUCAUGAGAAACCAAAUAUCACUAGCUCACCCCUAG